CGCUUGGCACCCGAUGAAGCGAAGGCAGUCUCCCCACGGGAGCACGACGGCAAGGAGGUACAACCAGUGGAUGCUAACGGCGCCGUGCUCUACGGGCAGGACAGCCAGCUAAUGGGGACCUACUGCAAGACAAACCUGUACAUGACGGACAUGAGAUGGGCGGUCCCAGGGCCCGGGUUCGUCACGUUCACCCUCCCGCCCCCAUUGGGCACCGUCACUCUCACGAUCUGCAUGGAUCCCAACCCCGUCCCGUCCGCCGAGUGGAAUCUCGACUCGGGUCCUUACGAGCUCACCGCCCACUGCAUCUCCACGAAGACCGACCUCCUUGUCCUCCUGAACGUGUGGGUGGACUCGGGCGACGAGGAAGGCAGCGACGAAGACUGGGGCACCAUGAACGACUGGGCCACAUGGCUGCGGCCGCUGUGGGACAAGCCCCUGCUUGACGGGCACGGCAGUCAUAGCCAGGACACGCACGGGGAACUGGGAGAGGAGAUCGUCGUAGUUAAGUGUGAUCGCUUUGGCGAGGAGAACGGUGCGUGUUUUUGUAUCAUGUCGCUCUGCUGGAAGUAG
This is a messenger RNA of Fomitopsis serialis, 570 nucleotides long. RefSeq lists its product as uncharacterized. Gene Ontology annotation, molecular function: protein-N-terminal glutamine amidohydrolase activity; protein-N-terminal asparagine amidohydrolase activity. NCBI's taxonomy places the organism in Eukaryota, Fungi, Basidiomycota, Agaricomycetes, Polyporales, Fomitopsidaceae. The annotation marks the transcript as partial. Gene Ontology annotation, biological process: protein catabolic process. The transcript is spliced from 2 exons. The record is from RefSeq and is a predicted model, not a curated record.